AUUGGGAAAAUAUGAAGCUUAAAUCGUAAACAAACUGGCUUGCGGUAGAGGUUUCAGUGAGAUACAUCCGUGCCUUUCAUGCAGCCGGAUAAAGACUUCUAACAUCGCUUAAGGAUAGAGGAUUUCUUUGGAGAUCAUUUGAGAUUGCCGCUGUGUGAAGUGUGUUUUAUAUUCUGCCAGAUGGCAACUUUAGAAGACCAGUACCAAAAAGCCUUAAGACUUUACCAAGAAGAAAGCCAGAAUGAUCCUUUUACAGAACCUUAUAAGUCAAAAUAUGCUGCAAGAGACAUUUUAGAAGAAUUAAAGGCACGCCUAAGUAAGCAGCUAGAUGAAGAUGAUGAUGAUGAAGAUGUGGGUUCUGGGGAAGAAGGAACAGAUGUUGUUGGCAUAACAAGAGCCAGAUUAGCUGCAGUUGUAUAUCAUCUAGGGGUUAUUGCUGUUGAGACUGAAGAGUUAUCUACAGGUGAAGAGCACCUGAUUAAAGCACUGACAAUUGUUGGAGAUGCUAUUGAAGGGCUGUCAGGUGCUUCAUCAGCAAAUGUUAAUGAUGCAGACUUGGUUUCUGCAGCACUUAUGGGUGACGCUGAAAGCCUUCUUUCAUCGAGUAGUGGAGUGCCUUCUGUUAGUCCUAUAGCUUUGAGUCCUCUCACUGUUGCUUUGGCUGUUAGUUGUCAUAAUCAGCUUGGCAUUCUAUGGUCCAACCGUGCUCACUUUCCAAGAGCAAAACAACACUUAGAACGGUCGUGUUUACUUUAUACGGAGUACCAGCAGAGAACUUCUGUUCCACCACGAACAAUUGGCAGUUUGUUUUCAUCAGUAUCACAGGAAGAUGAAGGCUGGGAAGAAAGUGGAAUGAAUGCGCUGGAGAAACUUCACACUCAUACACUAUAUUAUCUUGCUCAGGUGUAUGGACACAUGGGGAUGGAUGAAAAGUCAGCAGAAUACUGUCAUUCAACGCUAAAACGGCAGUUAUCUAAUAAAGACUGUGAUCUGAUUGACUGGGCAGUUAAUGCUGCUAAUCUCUCUCAGUUUUAUCUGAGAAGGGAAAAGUUCAGGAUUGCAAGGCAUUUGUUAUCAUCUGCUCUGAAGGUGCUAUCACAAUAUGAGUUCGAAGUCAGAAGUGAUGUACAAGAUGAAGACUGUGAAGAAGCAACCAAUAUGCAUGAAAAGUUUGACAGAAGUAAUGCUGAUGUCCAGCGCUGCUGGGGGCGAUACUGUUUAGUCCUCCUUCAGUACUCAGUAGACAGGGCAAUUCCUGAUGAUGAAUCAGAGAACAGAGCGCAAGAACCAGAGGAAUCCGAAGAAGACACUUUAGAUAAGCAGUUGGAAUUCUUGCAAUUAGAUGUGUGUGAUUUGGAAUCAGAAGUUGUCGCUAAAGCAGUGAAGAAUUUUGAAGAAGCGAGACAGGUAUUUUUGUCGGGACUACGUUGGCUUUCAGCUGCUCGACAGUAUUAUAACAUGGAGGACCAUGCUGGGGAUCAUGUGAAUGUUACUCAGGAGAUGAGCCUUCUUUACAAAGCUCUAGCAUUUUUUGAGCCAUCAGAGGAAAGGAAAUCAAAAAUGCAUAAACGUCGGAUAGACUUGUUGUCUGCUGUCAUUCAGGAGCUUAAUCCUAGAUACUAUCUGAAUAUAUGUCGUCAGUUAAACUACGAACUGGCAGAAACAUACAGUACUAUGAUGGAUAGUAAAUAUACAUUAGUUGGUCAGGGCAAUGAACCAACAUCUGCACAAGCUAAGAAGAUUAAUACUUUGGCAACAUCAAGUAUACAGCAUUUUCUCCAUUAUCUUGAUUCGAUGAAGGACACCAACACUGGGGAACAGCCUGAAAAAUAUUCAGAAGACUCUGUACGCCCGGCAUUGGUUGCAUGGUUUCACCUGGGAAGGUUAUGGUCCAAACUUGUUUCUACUAAUCCACAAAGCAAAGUACAGAAUCUUGCACAGUCUUUACAGAAUUAUAAGAGGGUAGUUGAGUAUUGCGAUAAGAAUACAGAAUGCCAGCCUAUUAUGGCACAAGAAUUAGCAAUAUGUCGGGAGAUGGUACAACUACUUCCACUAAAGAUGGAGCAAAUUAGAAAUCAGUGCCGGUGAAGGGAUCAUUCUUAUAGCAUUUGCUUUGGGUACACAAUUAUCCCUUCAGUAUUGAAAAUUGUGAGGAAAUUCCAAAUGCAGAGAAAGAUUAUGAUGCUGCUCUGAGCAACCAUUUGCAAGAAAAAUCAUUUAAAUAAUAGAAAUGUUGAGAGAUUGUUUGAGACAUGCAACUGAUGAAAUCAGGUUGAUACAAUAUCAUUAGCAAACUCAUUGAUGUGCUGCUGUUCUUAUUUUAUGAAGCUAUUUUUUUCUGUUUAUGUAAAUAUGCUGAAUACUAUAUUUUCCAAGCAAUGUUAUUGUUAUGUUUAAUGAAGAAUGUAUUGAGAAAUGCCAAAAAUAUUGAAAAUUUGGAAGCAAAUCUUGUGUUAGACUACUAUGAUGGUUCAAGGAUGUCAGCAUAUGCUGAUUUAGAAGUUAAGGAAUGGUUUGUGUAUUUUUCAUGACCUCUCAUAACGCAUUGUAUUUAAAAUGCUCAUGACUUGAAAACAACGCAGCCAUACCCCAACAUACGCCUGACUUUCUUUCAAACUAGCCUUUCAUACAGAAACGAUAUAAGCUGAACGUACAGUAACUUAGUUUUAGAAAUAGUAAAUCAAUCAGUAUACAAUUUUUUUAUGCUACUCACUCUCAGUUGUGAUAUUGCUUUUUUUAUUAUUUACAUUUUUUAAUAUUUUAUACAUUUCUGUUGUUAUUUUACCUUUUAUUUAGGGUUCUGUAAUUAACAUUUGACCAUUUCUGUAAUGGCAGAAGUGUAUGUAUAGGGAGGCUGGAGAAUUGCUGAAGAGAUAUCAAAGGAAUGCCACAAGUGGCUGAGUUUCACAGAGAUCCUUGGUGUCAGCAUCUCCAUUCAAAAAAAUAAGUGCAUCAUUGUAUUAAUUUCCUGCACACUUUAGUUUAUAUAUGGUAUAUAAUGAAUUUGAAACCUAAUAGAACCUUGAUUUCAUAUGCUCUUUCAUUCCAUUAGUUUAAAUGGUACUACAAAUAUGUUGAAAAAUAUUACAUUGCAAAUGAAAAGAACAGAUUUUGGCGUUGAUUGUUAUUGACUUAGUAUCUAAAUUGUUAAUGAAUGGUCCUCAAAAAUGUAUGGCAGAACUGUAGUUAAUUUUGUUGCAUGUCAGGUGGUGCAUUUGUAUGUAUUGCUGAAUUGAUCCUAAAAUGUUUUUGAAAUCUAACCUUGCUCUUUUGCAAUUGUAAUAAAAAUUUUGUAGCCAUCAAGGAUAGUGAGCAUGCCAUAAUGUUACAGAGUAAAAAUAAUUUAAUUUUUAUCAUGAAAAGAAAUAUGUAUUAGCAUUUAUGACGAAAUAAAAUGUAUUCUUAGAAGAAGAAAGUAUUGUCAGUAGACAUGCAAAUAACAUUUCUAAAUGAAAUUAUAAAAUUUUUAUCAAAAAACUGAAUAUAUUGUGAAUUUCAAUUUAAUAUAAAUUGGUGCUGAAUUAUUAUUUACUUAUAUAAUAGGACCUUACUCUUGCUAUAAAUUCCUGUUAUAUGAAGCCCUAGUCCUCGGCCUUCACUUAGUUUUAUUAAAGGCAUAUUUUUAUUUAGUAUUGCAUAGGCAUGUAUUUUUGUUAUAUUAAUAUUUAGACACUUACUGUGCAAGGUCAUGUGAUUACCACCGAUUUUUCAUGCUACUCUGGUUAAUUUAGAUAAGUUCAAUUUCACAGAAUUAGGUAUGAUAUGUUAACAAGCCAGGGUAAUUUUCAGCGUUAAGUCCACAAGUUGUUUUAUUUAAAGUUCCUUAAGCCAGUUGCAAAGCUUUUGCACAUUACUGUAAUCAUGAGACUCUUACGUGCAUUUUCUUUUAUUCAAGAAAUAUGCAAUCUGUAUUUUACAAGGAUGUUUUCAAUAAAACAAGGCUGUUUUACCUUCAGUAUAAUUUCAAGACUAUGAGGAAGACUGUAAAAUAAUCACAAUUUUUCAUUAUUAUGCUAAACUUUUGUUUUCUGUACAGGGAUGUAAUUUUAUCAUCGAAUUACAGAAGAUACUAUUGGAUUUGUUCUCUUAUUCAGAACUCUCUGAUGUAAACUGUAUACUUUAUGGACAAGAAACAUUCUGACAACCAUUUGCUAUUGAUGUCCAGAAAAAGAUUUUCUCAACAUUGCUACUGAUGUAUAUGUAUGCUUAAGGACUAUAAUCAGUGUCUGUUCAUGAGGAAAUAGUACUAUUGAUAAGUACUAUAGCAGUUUGAGAGAACAAGAAAAAAAAGCAAAACAUAGUGCUUUAAAAAGCUUGAAGCCUUUACAUUAUAAUUGCAUGUGGUACUGGAGAUCAUAUGCCCUAAACAGUACUAUAAUGACGAAGUAUUUAAAGAUAUGUCUGAGUGACCAAGCUUGUCUAUGAAUACGUCUCAUCUAUUUUCAAUAAAAUCUCCUAAUUUUCAAAAUA
Molecule: messenger RNA, 4470 nt
Organism: Macrobrachium nipponense
Lineage: Eukaryota; Metazoa; Arthropoda; Malacostraca; Decapoda; Palaemonidae
Product: KIF-binding protein-like
Exons: 11
Coding region: 181-2088 (635 amino acids)
Biological process (GO): central nervous system projection neuron axonogenesis; neuron projection maintenance; microtubule cytoskeleton organization
Molecular function (GO): protein binding
Source: RefSeq, a predicted model, not a curated record